Messenger RNA from Phoenix dactylifera (date palm), 354 nucleotides. The record is from RefSeq and is a predicted model, not a curated record. Lineage: Eukaryota; Viridiplantae; Streptophyta; Magnoliopsida; Arecales; Arecaceae.
AUGAUUGCUGCCACCUCCUCCAAUACCAGCGCCACCAGCACCUCCCAUCCCUACCCCCACCGCCCCUCCUCCUCCUCCUCCGCCUCCGCCACCCAGGCCUGUGCCGCCUGCAAGUACCAGCGUCGCAAGUGCAAUCAAGACUACACCCUCGCCUCCUACUUCCCCGCCGACCAGCAACGCCAAUUCCUCAACGCCCACCGCCUUUUUGGCGUCAGCAACAUCCUCAAGAUCAUCUGCCACCUCGACCCCGUCCAGUGUGCCGAAGCCAUGCAUUCCAUUAUCUUCCAAUCCAACGCUCGCGCCCACGACCCUGUCGGCGGAUGCUACAGCAUCAUCCUCGAGCUCGAGCGCUAG